Molecule: messenger RNA, 3272 nt
Organism: Hypanus sabinus (Atlantic stingray)
Lineage: Eukaryota; Metazoa; Chordata; Chondrichthyes; Myliobatiformes; Dasyatidae
Gene: mcee
Product: methylmalonyl CoA epimerase
Exons: 1
Coding region: 62-529 (155 amino acids)
Biological process (GO): L-methylmalonyl-CoA metabolic process
Cellular component (GO): mitochondrion
Molecular function (GO): methylmalonyl-CoA epimerase activity
Source: RefSeq, a predicted model, not a curated record
UACGUUUAGCAGAGCGCGGUGUGUGUCAAUAAAGUUAGGUUGUUGAGUGGCGGCCUUGGCCAUGGCGGCGGUGAAGGUCGCCCUCGGAGUCCGGGCUUUGAGCUCGGGACUUCGGAACUCGCUCUGGAAGCUGGGCCGCCUCAGCCACAUAGCGUUGGCAGUGCCGGAGAUGGAGCGGGCCCGUGCCUUCUACCGGGAGGUGCUGGGCGGCCGAGUGGGCGAGCCGGUGGCUCUGCCCGAGCACGGCGUCAGCGCGGCCUUCGUGGAGCUGGACAACACCAAGUUGGAACUGCUGGAGCCGCUGGGCGAACGCAGCCCGAUCCUCGGCUUCCUCCGUAAGAACCCCGGCGGCGGCAUCCACCACAUUUGCCUGGAGGUGGACCACAUGGCUGCCGCCCUUCAGCAGCUGCGGGCCCAGCAGGUGCGCACCCUGAGCCCGGAGCCUCGACUCGGAGCCCACGGCAAGCCUGUCAUCUUCCUGCACCCCAAGGACUGCGGCGGCAUCCUGCUGGAACUGGAGGAGGCGUGACAGCCGUCCCUGGGCGGCCUGCAAGACCAGCAGAUACUUUAAACGCGAUCAUUAAACGCCCACCCACUUCGAUGGAGACGAGAAGUCAAAUGCUGCUCCGAUUGAUCCUGAUGCAGGGUUACGACCCCCAAAUGAGUGGACAAUUUCCUCCCUAAAAUUCUGCUCGAUCCCCAGAGUUCUUCGGGCUGAAUGUUGCUCGUUGAGAUCAAUUAUUUAUUCAUCUUCUCUAUCUAUUGAUACUAUCUACCCUGUUCCACCUGUUCUGUUAAUAUCACCCAAUGCCCUGAGCUUUCUUUCAGCACCAGGAUUAAUCCAAGUCCGCAGGAGACGUUUGAUCACUGAGAGCAGCUGGCAACUCCUAAUCUGGUCAGGCAUCAUCUCUGAGAAGAAGAACAGUUUUGACUGGAAGUAGUAUCGCUGUUUCACUUUUCAUCGACCUUGCCUGCUUUGCUGAGUGAUCCCAGCAUUUUUUAUUUUUGUUUCGGAUUUCUGGCAUCGUUUUCGACUCACUUGAAGUAGAUUAACUGGUGUUUUACUUUGAAUAACUGUGUCAGAUUGGACUAAAGCUUCCAAUGGGAUUUUUUUUCCUCGCCAGGCAUGUUCAAUCGACCAGUAAAUAGUUUUCCAAUGAUUGCAAGGGGAUUGGAGUGAGGUUGUCUAUAACUUAUUUAAUCAUUCUGAAUUUUGUGCCAUAGCCUUUACAGAUCAUUGGAAAUAAAGGCUGGGAAGUUUGUACAAUUUAUUUUUAAAUAUAUGCUUCUGUAUAAUGGUCAAAUCAAAUAUUAAAUAGGCAUUCUGUACCUUUCAAAAUGCUGUUUAAAAAUUCCAAGCAAUUUUAUACAAACUUGUCAACCUUUCCAAAGAGUCAGUUUAUUGGCAUUUUUGUUUGCAGUAGAAGGCAGUGGAGAAGGAAAACAUUGAUUUUAAACCUCCGCUGUCUUGCGGCCAUACCCACCCAUGGGAAAGGCUUCGGGAGUAAACCCCGAGGAAGAAAGCUGGAGCUAGGGUCCCAAAGGCAGUUUGAUGUUGUUUACAACUUCGCUCUGGCAACCUCUGCGACGACACUGGUGCCGGGCUGUACCGGCGCUUACCCUUCCCUUGGACUACAUUGGUGACGUGGAGAGAGGGAACCUGCUGCAUGGGCAACAGCCAGUUUUUCGAAUCUUCCUCCCAGAAUUGCACCCUGGAGAGGACGCAGUCCACCAGAGUUGCAAACCCAUGAUCCUCUGGAAUCGACAGCUGCCUACUAGGAAGCAGUGUGAACACAUUAAACAGUCAGAAUUAUGUUGCCGUUAUGAAACAUGGCGGUUUGAAAGCCUUGUGUUAUAGUCAACCCCUCGUUGAGUACAAAGUAGAGCAGAGCUCUCCAGCUAGCCACAAUCGUUGAAAGGUUUGGCCAGUUUAAGGCCGGGUGUGGGCCGAAUGAGGAUGCCAGGGCUAAGAGUGAGGAACAAGUGACAUUUGGCCAUUGUUGGAGCAGAUGGGGCCAAAUCAAAGCGGUUGGGCCUGGGAGCAAGAAACGAGCUGAGGUUUUGACGAUUUAUGCAAUGGGUCAGGGUGUUGGGGAUGGGCUGGUGUUCAGCUUGCUGCUCUGUAAGGUUUAUUCAUCUCAGCACUAAGCUGAGGCGGUGGCCUGCAACUGAAGGGCUCCUGGACCAGCUGCAGUGAUGACUGGCUUCGUGGCUGCGGACUCACAUUCGCGAAUUCCAGUCUUGAGUCUUAUUUAUUUACUUAUUUGCACAUUGGGUGUUUGACCAUUUUUUAAUUGGUUCUAUUGUGUUUUUUUGUUCUUGUGGCUGACUGCAAGCAAAUUAAGGUUGUAUAUAGUAUAAAUUGUACUUUGAAAUAUCACUCCUGAAUGUGGCUGUGUUCGCUCUGACCUGUGCAGGCAACAGAAGCUGUGAUUGUCCUUCAACCACGUAGGAUAGUAGUGCUGCAAUAGGUCAUCGUCAGUCAUGGCUUCUACGGGCAAUUGUUGUUUGGCCAGAUCCUGUGCAACAUGAACACCAGGUCGUUUCUGUGUCCUCCCUCUCUUUUAACCUAUUGCAUCUAGUGUUGGGCUCUGCCCCCCCCCCCCCACCAAGCCCUGGGGGGGUGGGGUGAACUGACAACUGACAGUACACCUUAUCUAGGCCCCUCGUGAUUUUAAAGAGCAAACACGAGGAGAUCUGCAGAUGCUGGAAAUUCAAGCAACACGCACAAAAUGCUGGUGGAACGCAGCAGGCCGGGCAGCAUCUAUAGGGGGAAGCACUUCUCCCUAUAGAUGCUGCCUGGCCUGCUGUAUUCCACCAGCAUUUUGUGUGUGUUCCCUCAUGAUCAUAUGCCUAUUAGGUCAGGCCUCCUCUCUCUAACUCGAGCCUUUCAUGCCCAGUAACCGAUAGGCUGCUGUUUAUGUUUGAACUCUAGCUGAUAAAGACAGUUUUCUUCCCACCCCUCACCACCACAGUCUUCCCAGCAGCACAGUGAGAUGCACAGCAUUCCACUCAGCUCCCCCCCCAACCCCGAAAGGAAACCUUUCCAGAAAAAGGAUAGUACAGUGGAGGCUGCAUGUUAAAACAAAAUGCCAAAUACAAAUGGUCUCUGUGGAAAUGUCUAAUGUCGAACUAAAAAACAAUUAGUUGUUUUUUUUUCCCAGUCCUGUGAAGUGAUACACUGACAGUUAUUCAAAUCAACAGUGCUCCUUAAAGUUUGAGUAUUUGUUUCAAAUAAAUAGCAGCUCUGUGGGCCGAUAUAGGAAGCCAUA